Molecule: messenger RNA, 1376 nt
Organism: Drosophila innubila
Lineage: Eukaryota; Metazoa; Arthropoda; Insecta; Diptera; Drosophilidae
Gene: babos
Exons: 3
Coding region: 577-1176 (199 amino acids)
Source: RefSeq, a predicted model, not a curated record
GCUCUUGUGACGAACAGUCCGAGUCCCAGUGAAACGGCUAACCCGAAACCUAAGCCAAAACCGAAGUGAGCCGAACGCUUGGCAAAGCAAUUUCAUAAAUUCGCGCCCCAAAGACUUAGAUACAGAUACAACUGAGACACGUUCGUGUAAUCAAGCUUUGUGCGGAGAUCGGAAUUGUUAUCGGUCAAUAAUAAGUGAAAACUUUUUCUGGAUUUCUUGAAUUUGUUUACCUUUGCCAGAGUGCAGUGUCAGUGAAAGGGUCGACAAAUUGUAUUGUCCAGAAAUUGAAAUCAAAACAAAUAAAUGAUUUUAAAUCCCCGACGAAAAGUGCUGAAUAUGUAGGCCGGUAAUUGGGACGCUGAACUCAAAUUAAUUACUCGACAAUAAUUUCUGAAAAAUCACAAGAAUAAUAAACAAGCGAUCGAACAACUAACAAAAGACGCAAACCAAAGCAAACUGAAGACGUGUGACACAAUUAAAAAAAAAAAAGAAAAACCGUUCGGACGACGAUUUGAGAAUAUUACCAACACAUUAUCAUACUAUCUUCGAGUGUCAAGCAGUUAAGAACGCUACAAAAUGGUGUCGAGUGGAGUCCUAAAUAAAAUCCUGAUGUUGGCAGCAUUACUAAUCUUUGGAUGUCGCCUGGCUCUUUCUUACCCACAGGCAGGCACAGAGGGUGACGAUGGAAUGCAAAAUGACUAUGUGGACUACUCUGAUGAUGACAAGAGUAGUCCCAGCGAGCAGACGAAGCCCUAUAUUAUCCCCGAGCCCGCCAUUCCGCAACAGAACAAAAGUCUGACCGUAACAGGAAUUCUUGGUGAGGAUGUUGUGCUGAAGUGCGGCUUGAAGGCAGGACUAAAUCAAAACAUUCUAUGGUACCAAGGAUCCAAAUCAAUCGCAACUGGAACAUCUGUGACGUCGCCCAACUUCAGCCUCAAUGCGACCACCUACGAUUUGACCAUCUUGAAGUCGAGUCCCCAAAGUGCCGGUGAUUACUAUUGCAAAUUGGUGCCAGACCAAGUUUUCAUACACACAUUGGUCGUUCUGGGGGAUCACUCAAUGGACGUCAUAACGCCAGAGAGUUCCAAGUCCGCUCAGAGUAGCAUACAUGGAAUUUCCUUGAUGUGGCCGCUUUCUGCAAUUCUUUUGGCAGCUUUGCAGCAUCAUAAAAUUUAGAUAUAAUCGUAGAUUAGUAUUACGCAGCGAUUUAUAAAAUGUCCCCCGGAUGUGCUUAGAUAUAAUUACAGUGAAAUUGCAUUUCUCUCUCCCGCUUCUGUCUCCAAAAGCUAAAUAAGCUAUUUAAGUCUUGUUGAUCGUGAAUUUUCCCUUUUGUAAAGACAAACGAUUUUAUUUAUUAAAAAAAAAACCAAAGUAUA